AGGUAGGUUUUCGAAAAAUCUUCUUUCACUUUCGUAUUUUAAUUCGCAGAAAGUGGAAAACAAACUUUGAAACAAACAGGAACAUGAUCGUCCAUAUCGAUGCUGUGUAUCAGACGUGUGGGAAGGCCUUGUUGUGCUUUAGAUAAGAAAUGACACCAAUUGCAACAGAUUGGUAUCCUUAAUUCAUAUUCAGAAGAUGGAGCCUCGAAAGAGAUCCAAAAUUUUUGAGUCACCUGGAAGAGAGUCAAAGUCCAGGAAAUAUUCAGAUUCCAAAAAACGACGAUUGGAAAGUUCCUCUGAAGAAAGCGAUGAUGAGACAUAUAGAAGACAAGGGCAUCACCAUAAAAGUGUCAAAGUGAGAUAUAAAGCACUGAAGAGAAAUACCAUUCUAGAUGAACUACAGAGCAUCUUGCAUGAUUAUCCAGAUAAUGAACAAAUCAUCAAGGAACUCCUCCAAAAUGCAGAAGAUGCAGGAGCCUCUGUUAUCAAAAUUGCAUACCAUCCUGGUGGCGAUGUCUCUCACAUCAAGUCUCCAUACAAAGAAUACCUCUCUGGACCAGCACUGUGUUUUUAUAACAACUCUGUUUUUUCUGAAGAGGACUGGGAAGGGAUAACGAUGGUUCGUAAAAGCAUCAAGCAAACCAAUGCUCUGAAGGUCGGGAAGUUUGGAAUUGGAUUCAAAUCUGUUUUCCACAUGACAGAUUACUGCUGUGUCAUAAGUGGUGACACAAUUCUCUUUAUUGACCCUUUAUAUGCUGAAAAAGACACUGAAAAAGUGUGUCGAAUGAAUAGAAUUGAAGAGUAUUGUCAUCAAGAAAUUUGUGGAAAACGAGGGUUAACUCCUUUACAUGGUGUGUUUGGUAUUGACGAACAUAUCACGAGGUCCACAGGACAAUAUGAGGGAAGUUUAUUCUGGUUUCCACUUAGAAGAAAGGCAUCGAAACUGUCUGAAAACAUUUACAGUGAAACUAAGGUCGUGGAUAUUUUGAGAUCUUUUCAGAAAGAUUUGGAGUUGGAGUUGCUCUUUUUGAAGAAUAUUGAAAAAAUUGAGUUGUAUGAUUAUGACAAAAAGGAAAAAGCUUUUAAGAUCAAAAUGAAGGUUGAAAUAGAUGCGUCUUCCCUGCAGAAAGUUCGAUGUGAACGGAAAGCUUACAUAUCAAAAUUAAAUAAAAUUGAGGAGAGGUUAAAAAGUGGAAAUUCUUUGGAGAAAGAGACACCAAUCUGUAUGAAUGACACACUUUUUCUGCUCUUGACAACACCAGAAAAAAGUUAUAGAGAACAAUGGAUGAUUUUUCAUUAUUUUCACACAGGGAAUAUGGAUAGAGAUCUUGUUCGACUGAUUCAUAAUGCACACACAAAGAACAGACCAUAUGUAGGUAUUGCAGCAAGAAUUGACAGAGAAAUUUCUCAUGGAAAACUGUUUUGCUUCCUUCCACUUCCGACUGGUGGAGAGAGUCCGACAGGACUACCUGUUCAUGUCAAUGGUUUUUUUGCCUUAGAUAGCAAUCGGCAACACAUCAAAUGGCCAUCACAUGAUCAAAGUCAGAGUCAUGGACAUUUGGAGGAUGACAUGCUGUGGAACAAGAAAUUGAUAGAAGGAGUACUCCCUGUUGUGUAUGUCAAGUUUCUCAAAACAUUCCAGACAUAUUGUCAAAGUAAGCAGAACGCACGGCAAUUGUUGGAGCUAUUUUAUCACUAUAUACCCAUUAAGAACUCUACCAAUCAAGAAUGGGAAUGUGUUGUGGAUUCCAUUGAUAGCUUUCUUAUUAACGCAGAAGUUCCAUCUAUAGAGGAAGGACAAUGGGUGCCUACAAAAGAGGCAACAUUCAGCAUUUUUGAAAAGACUUCUAUUAAUUGCAAAAAAGCUGUCCUUGAGCUGUACAGAAAAUGUUUAAAACAAAAACUUGUUGAUUUGGGAAAACAUGAAGAGGUCUUUAGGGACCUAAUUGCAAAAGACAAGUCAAUUAAAUCAACUUCUCCAUGCACCACGCGUGAGUUGAUGAAGACAUAUGCAGAGUACAGGCAGUUUCCAGCUGCAUCAAAAACCCAAUUUCUCAUCUAUUGCUGCAGUGAUUACGAUCUUUCAGAUUUAUAUGAUCUGGAAUUAUUCGAGACUUAUGAUGGGUGUUUCCGAGCACUAGACAGCAUGAGAGAUUUAAAGAGUUGUAUGUUUCUUUGUGAACAGGACGAGGCACUCUUUCUCUGCGGAAAAGAGAAUCAACUGGUGAAGAUGAACUCCCAGAUACUAGAUAUAUUACAGGCCAUCAUUAAAACAGGAAAAUACAACAUACAAACACUGGACUGUAACACUUGUGUUAAAUUCUUGGGAGAAGUGUCAAUGUUGAAGCAGAACAAUAAAGUAAAUGAAAAAUGGGUAAAAGAUGUUUGGAGAUAUGUGGAAAAUAACUUCCAAACGUCCUUAGAAACCGUAAAACAUCUUUACAUUGUUCCCAUCAAAGGUUCAGCAACACCACUCAGAAAAAUCUCAGAUUGUCUCGUGAAUAUCAUUGGGAUUGGCAAUGAAGAAUUAUGGACAAAAAUAUUUGCCCUUUUCAAUAUUUUUGUGGUAAAGGACAAUCUUCUUCAACAUUCCUUAAUGAAGCCGGGAAAUAGUUAUGUUUGGUCUGCAGUAAAAGACAGACUAAAUGUCUUGGGAAAGCAAAUUCAAAUUCCAGGUGCUGUUAAAAUCUUCAAUUCUGGGAGCAGUUCUCAGAGCAAAGAAGAACUGAAGAAAUAUUUUGCUGAUAAUAAUGGCAAUCUGACUCCUUCUCUCCUGGAAUAUAUUAAGGAAUUAAAAAUAUUCAGGAGGCAUUCGAGUGUCAACGAAUUUGAUGGUUAUACAUCAAUUAAAGCCUGUAAAACCAUUUUUGUGGCGGACAAAGACUUCCCGGUACCUUUUACACAAAACAUGAUAGUGACAUUUUCAAAGAGAGAAUCAGAAUUAGUGUCUAAGCUCUCAAAUGUCAAAGAAGAUUUGUCCAAUCUUGUUUCAAAAGCAUUGAACAAGUUGACUCGUGAGCCGUCCUGGUUGCCUAUGAAAUUGAAACGACAACUAUGUUGUUACAUAUUGGAGAAGAAACAGAAGAUUACAAACUGGAAAAACAUUAUCAGUGUUAUGAAAUCUAUCAAAUGGAUAAGGAACAGAAAUAGAGAAUACACAGCUUGUGCAAAUUUGUAUGAUCCAACUGACAAAUUACUGGAGACUGUAUUUGAUAGCCAAAAAUUUCCAUGCGCUGAAGAUGUCAACCUCGUGCAUCAAAUUGGACAUCUAACCCGAAAGGAUGCUUGCUUCCUCAGAGACAUAGAGACAGUCUGUAAAAAGAUUCAUGAAAUGCAAGGAAAAUCAGAGGAGAGGGAAUUCAUGGCCAAGUCAAAUGCACUUUUAAAGAUUAUGGAGGGGAAUUAUGAGAUGGUUUAUCAUAUGUCGGGGUACAAAAUUUGGCCCUAUGAGAAAAAGAAAGUUCAAUGGUAUCCAAAUUCCUUGUCAUGGUUCAAAACUGUAGGCUUGGUCGAACUAAACUUACUACAAUCAAGAAAGUCAGCUAAUCUGAUAGGUUCUGUAAUGCCAGUCGCUACUCGGGAAUGCAACAUGUUACUGAAUUCUCUGAAGCACGCAUCUCCCAUUGAUAAAAAAGUUCUGGAACAUUUCCGAAAUGUGGUAAGAAGUUACAUAAGAAGUGAACAUUUACAGUACAUGACAAUAAUGGAUUCCAUUUACCAACAUUUUGAACAAAGUGGAUGUUUAGAUGUAGCAAAGUGUGAAGAAUUCAUUUUGACAGAAUAUGGGUUCAAAGACGUCAGUUCAAUAUAUAUUGAAAGAGAAAUAAAAAGAGAUAUUGAUACAACUCCAUAUCUAUUACCCCUGCCGGUGGAAUUGCAUAAAUUCAAGAAGUUUUUUGAAGAAUGUCAGUGUUAUCCAUCACAAACACCAGAGAGUUUGCUAGAAGUUUUAAGAAAACUGAAUGAAAAACACAGAGGGAACUUCGAUGUUGAUGAAGUGAAAACGGACCUUUAUCUGAUAGUAAAGAUUUUGAAAUCUCUAUCCAGACUAAAACAGAUCUCAGAUGAGAAACCGUUAAAUAUCCCAGUGCAAUCCCAUGAUCAAAGACGUAUUAUUUUCAAGCCUGCCAAUGAUUGCGUGUAUGCAGAUACAGAUUGGUUUAGUUCAAAGUUUGCAGAAGAAGAAAAUUUGAAUUUUGUUCAUCCAGAAAUACGUAAAGAUGUAGCAAGAAAAUUAGGUGUACGGUCAUUGAAAGAGUACACCCUUGCUGAUGCUGAAGAAAUGUUUGAGGAAUUUGGCCAAUCAGAAAAAUUGACACUGAGAUUGAAAUCUCUUCUCGAGGGAUAUAAAGACGGAUUGUCCGUUCCAAAAGAGUUAAUUCAAAAUGCCGACGACGCAGGCGCAAAAGUAGUUAAGUUCCUUUAUGAUGAACGAGAAAAUAACCAAGCAAGAUCCUCACUAAUCGAUCCAAAUAUGAAAUCUCUUCAAGGACCUGCCUUAUGGGCGUACAAUGAUGCAGAAUUUACUGAUGAAGACUUCAAGAAUAUUCAGAAAUUGAGCGCUGCAACAAAGAAGGAAGACUCUACAAAAAUAGGCACGUUUGGUGUUGGAUUUAAUGCAGUCUACAACCUGACAGACGUUCCAAGUUUCGUGAGUGGAGGAAGUUUGGUUUAUCUUGACCCGCAUGAAGUGUAUCUUGGUGAAGCCUUGAAAAGUAACAGAAGAAGUCCUGGAAUCAAAUUGCAACUUAGAAACAAGAUUAUGAUGGAAAAAAUGAGAGAUCAAUUCCUUCCUUAUGAAAAUGUUUUUGGUUUUCGAAGAUCAUCUUUUCUACAGGGUGGGACUUACCAUGGCACAUUGUUUAGGUUGCCUCUCCGCACAAGAUCACAGGCUAUGAAAAGUGAAAUAUGCCAAAAAGAAUAUUCCAUUUACGAAAUGGAGAAACUUAUUGGUUUAAUCAAAAAGGUUGCUGGUAAUUUGUUACUUUUUACUCAAAAUGUACAAGAAUUACAUUUUUAUCGUUUGAAAAAUACUUUAAGUUCACCUGCAAAACAUAUAAAGCGUAUAUUAAUCGUGAAAAAAACGACGCAAGUGCCAAUGGAGAGAACAAUUCUACAACAGGUUACUCAGCAACUCAAACUUACCAACCUCCUCAACCCUUACCAGUACCUCCAGCAUCAGGAAAUAUAUGUGGAGAAUGCACCAUCAGUUUCACAGUCAGUUAAUUGGUUAUUGUCAUGGUCUGGUGGUGAUGGAGAAUCCCUUGGCCUCUGGAAAAAUAGGAAAAGUGAUGGUGCUUUACCACUGGCAUGUGUAGCUGUUCCCAUGACAGGAAAUGAGACAAAUUCUCUAUGCAAAGAUUUGUCGUGUCUGCCUGAAGGGUUUUACCAUAUUGGCAAUUUGUUUUGCUUUCUCCCUAUGCCAGUAGUAACAGGUCUACCGUUUCAUAUAAAUGGUAACUUCUCAAUUUCAACUGACCGUCAGCAUGUUCUUGUCACUUCGUCAGAUGAAAAGGAGGACUCCAAGCAUGUAAUAUGGAACAAAUGCCUCAUCAAGGACGCUGUUUUAAAUGCUCUUCUUGCAUUAUUACUGCGCCUAUGUCAAACGCUUAAUGUUGAUCAGAUGCAUACAUAUUACUCACUUUGGCCCAAGCAUGUGAAUGACAUCUGGAAACUACUAGGAGAGGAAUUCUAUAGAAAAAUUACAGAAGAUACUUCACUGAAGGUAUUUUUUACUUCUAAUGGUUGGAAGGUUUUCCAUCAAUGUACAUUUCUGCAUCCAAAUCUGCAGAGGGAUAAACAUUUGAAAGAAAUAGCACUUACAGUGAUUUCUAAGUUUGAGGAAAAGUCUUCAUUUAUCUGUGAUCUUCCAUGUGAAUUGUUUGAAAACAUUAAGACCUUUUGUAAAGAAAAACAGAUAGUUACCUGUCAAAUAUUUGCAUGUGAAUACUUUUUGCGCAACAUCGGGAGCAUUGAGUGCCGAAACUAUGAUUAUGCAUUGAAAUGUAUUCUUCUGUGGGAAGAUGAUAGUAUCAAAACAUCUUUAGUGAAAACUCCUUGUAUUCCAACUCGGCCAAAUGGCAAAAAAAGAUUUCCAGAGAAUUUGGUAGACCCUGAUAAAUCUGUUUCAAAAUUGUUUUCAGAAAUUGAUGAGGUUUUUCCAAAAGAUGCUUAUCUAGAAAAUAAAAAGACAAGAAAAAACCUGAUGAAACUAGGAAUGAUGACGGACACAGUCUCAGUGAACACCUUGCUUGAGCAAACUAAGGGGGUGCAGAAUCUGGUCGGAAAAUGCCAAAAAUGUGCAUAUGAUCGGAUUGAACACAUAUUACGAUUUUGCGAAUCCAUAAACCUUUCGGAAACGCAUAAAGAAUUAUGGCAUAACAUUCCUUUCUUACCUGCAGAGCAAAAACCCGACGAUUGGCACUAUUCGUGGUAUUUGAGCAAAAAACUAAAUUAUCAAGAUGACAAAAAGCUUUGCAGAAUGCAUAAGUCCUGUACAAGGCCCUUAACGAUGUUCUUCCGUCCAUGUGAUUUAUUUUUCUCAGCGGAGCAAAAUUUGGUUUCUUCAAACCAUCUUAUUUUAGGCUUAUCAGUUAGGCAACAAGAUGAACACUACAAUUUGCUGAAAAGCUUUGGUGUGAAAAACUUUGGAAAAGUUACGAUGGGAAUGUUAUCAUCCCAACUUUUAGAUAUCAUGCAACAUGAAAAUGUACACGAAAAUAGAAUUGAAUUAUGUAGAACAUUGUAUAGUGCAUUUGACUGCAAGCUGGAAGGGAGGAGUAAUAAAAAGCACACGGAUUUAGCACAUUUGUCAGGGAAAACGUGCAUUUUUAUCGGAGACAAGUUUGUGCGUCCAAGUGAUGUAGUUUUUUCGCUGAAAUUUGACUGCGAACCUUUCUUGUUUCACUUAAAAGGGAAAGAUCUUGGAAGAUACAAAUACUUUCUGAAGGCAGUAGGUGUGCGACAAAACUUUACGGAAGAUAAACUAAUUACUGUUUUGAGAGAAGUUCAAAAGAAGAAUGGGGAAGACGGGCUUUCCAGGGAUUCCCUUCAUGCUGUGUGUCAAAUUGCAAUGCUUCUAGAGUCAAUAUCAAAUGACACUAUUUCAUAUCAGUUACGAGAUCAACUGUUUCUUCCAGAUCACAGAGGGAUAAUGCGUAAAGCCUGUGAUUUGUGUCAAAACGACUUUGACUGGAUAUCAGAAAGCCCAAACAUGACAUUUUUACACCCCGGCAUUACAAAAUCAGUUGCAGGAUUUGCAAGAAUUAAAUCUAAAAGAGAGCAAGAUUUGUGGGCAUCCUCAUCUGAAAUUGGAUUUGACUUUGGACAGAGUGAGGAUUUAAAGAGCAGAAUAAAGUCACUUCUAGAAGGCUAUCCAGAAAUAAGUAUUCUGAAAGAAUUGUUGCAAAAUGCAGAUGAUGCAGGUUCUACUGAAUUGCAUUUCAUCUUGGAUUCUAGACAACAUAAAACAGGUAAAUUAUUCAGUGAAUCAUGGGCAGAAUUACAGGGACCAGCUUUAUGUGUAUUCAAUGAUGGUGUGUUUACAGAAAAAGACAUCCAGGGCAUCCAGAAUCUUGGGAUAGGAAGCAAAACGAGGGACUCAACCAAAACCGGACGUUAUGGAGUAGGGUUCAAUGCGGUGUAUCAUUUAACAGAUGUUCCUUGUUUUCUGACAAGAACGGGCGAUGAAAACAUCCUGUGUGUUCUUGAUCCGCAUUGCAAAUAUAUACCACAUGCAACAAUACAAAAACCGGGACGAAUGUUUAAAGAUGCUUUCAAUGAUCUGCACAAAAAUUACCCAGAUGUUUUAUCGUGCUUUCUUACCAAUGAAAGAAUUUGGGAGAAAGGAAAAGGAACGCUUUUUAGAUUUCCUCUGCGAAGAUGUGACUCGGAAAUAUCGAAGAGAUGUAGCCCAAAAGACAUUGAAGAAAUGUUACAGACAUUCAAAGCUGAAAUGGGAGAAAGUAUGUUGUUUCUUGACAAUGUUAGAAAAAUUCAAAUCUCAAAAAUAGAAAAACAUGGCAAAGUGAAAUCAGAAUUCUUUGUUGAGGUUAAAAAAUCCACAGAUAAUGAUACUGAUCCACCAAAUGCUAAAAAACGGCUUGCCAAAAAUCCUUUGGAUUUUGAAUCAAAUUUAAGUUACAACUUAGAAUUGAAAUACAACGGAGCAUACUCAGAAAAAUGGUUAAUUGUGCAGCAAUAUGGUUUUCAAAGUGGUAACAAUGCUAUUGGAAAACUAUCAAGCAAACUAGGUCUACUUCCAGUUGUAGGUGUAGCAAUUCUGAGAUCGCAGUCUUAUCGUGCCUUCUCUUAUAAAGCAUUUUGCACACUUCCUUUACCUGUGGAAACUGGGAUACCAAUGCACGUGCAUGGCCAAUUUGCUUUACAACAUGACACGCGUACAAACAUAUUUUGGCCUGACUUACACUCAGACUGGGAUGAAAGACAUCGAUGGAAUAAAUGUUUGAUUGAAUGCGUUGCGGUCCCAGUAUAUGCAAAGACACUUGAAAUCUUGAAAGAUGAGAUUUGCAAAUACGGAAACUACGAAACAAAUCGAAUGGGCUGUUUUCAUCGACUGUUUCCUGACAUCCCCCAAAUGAAAGAAAUAUUUUGUUAUUUAGCCUCGUGCUUUUACAAACACGCUGCAUCUAGUAACUUGGAGAUUUUUCCAGUUAUUCAAAAUACGGAAAAGAAUUCGACUUGCAGAUGGGUAGCCAUCCAAUCAGAUGUUUACUUUGACGAUCUAGAUGAACACUUCAAACAUAUUUUUCCCCCAGAAAAUGACACUGACUGGAAAUUUCAGGAGGAAGCGGCCAAAUUUGCAAACUUGCUUCGAAAUGUUGGCAUAAAAUUGUUGAACUCGCCAUUAUGGAUACACAGCAGUAUGGAGAUGGCAGAAAUUUCCGUGAAAAAAAUAAGUCCACGAUCUGUUUUGAUUUUUUUUCAAAAUUUCGAAGAUGUGGAUUGCGAAUCUGGAAGAUAUCAUUUGCAAAUUGAUGUUGAUAUCUACAAAACAUUGUUAAAAAGUGUACAGAAUGUCAUUAAAACACUUGAGUUUUGUCUGCAUGACAAGUCUUUGAAAAGUGACGAAUUCAAGAGUGUGCCUUUACUUGUAACAGCAGAUGGAUACCUUAGGAAAUUUACAACAAGGAAAAUGAUUUACCUUACGCGUUUAAGCGAUUACAUUAGCAUAUUCCCGCGGUCUCAACACCAGCUUUUGCACCCUGCUCUUAAAACUAUUGUUUGGGAUCAUCGUAGUAUGUUUGAACCUUUCAUCAAAUAUAUUCAUUUAGAUGUACUAGCUGAACUUUUAAAAGAAAAUUUUUCAUCUGAAAUGCAAGGAUGCAAAACAACUGUACAUGAGGUUGAUUUUCCAUCACAGAGAUGGUUGCAAUUGUUUUGGUGUUUUGUUGGAAAGUUGUACAAGGAAUUUAGAUAUCAGGAAAAGGGGGAUAUCAAAACUUUUGUGGAUGAGAUGAAGCUUCAUAUCGAAGAAUGGGCACUGGUGCCUGUCAUGAGCCCAAACCAACUAGAAUCUAAAGUACUGUACCCAAUACAAGAUGGAAAGACGAUAUUCAAACUAAUUCAUGAAGUCCAGUCAGAUGUAGAUAAUGAUGCUGGUAAAGUGACUCAGGCAAUGAAAAGAAUGUGUCUCCCUUAUCUGGAUAUGACCGAAAUUACAAUCCCCACAAAAAAGACGGAUCAUAAAAUGAAGAAUAGGAAAUGGAAGUUUGAAGAUGCCUCGUUAGUUCUGAGUCAUUUGGUUGCUACUGCUGACAAUGCACACGAUAUUCUGCAGUGUAUUGUGUCAAAUAUUCAUCAGUUAAGAAAUAGAUCAGAAAGUGAAAUUCUAAUGGAAUAUUUUGAAAGCAACCUUUCCAUAUUAAAGUGUCAUCAAGAUACGAAAAAACAUUUCAAAGUUUUACCAUUUUACGAAAAUGUCUUGGGUGAUUAUCAAACACUUGAUGCAAAUCUGAACACUGUUGUUGCGCUUCCAAGCGGAAUCCCUGAAGAUGGACUGGACAAACUUGGUUCAGUGUGUGGAAUACAAUUUUUAAAGCACAAGAGUUAUACUGAAGUCUACAGAUUUGCUGGAUGUAGAAUCGUUGAUGUCGUAGAACUGUACAAGGACUAUAUUCUUCCAAAUUUUAAUCAUUUGCCGGAUAGGGAUAUUUUCAUACAUAUAGUAAAGCUAAAAGAUGAUGUUCAACUAACUCCAGGAAUUAUCGAUCUAUUGAAGCAAACAGCUUUUCUGGUGAAAAAUGAAUGCAGACAACGUGCAUGUCAGUUUUAUAACCCACAAAUAGACUUAUAUUCUUCACUUUGUCAAGAAAAUGACAUUUUACCAGCACCAUUUUCCGAGGAGAAAUGGAUUCCUUUUUUGAUACUGUGUGGUUUGAAGAAUGAAGUUACAAAAGAAAUAUUUCUUGAAUUUGCAUCGCGUGUCGAGGAAAAAGAAAAAACAUGCGGUAUGUGCACAACUGUCGAAAGGUGCUCUACAAUUUUAAUUGAAAUCUUGAAGAGUGAGAGGAUGUUUAACAUGUGUCAGCAGUUCAUGAAUAGAAUUAAAGACAUUCAUUUUAUCCUGCCUCAUAGAGUGGAUGACAGGUUGAGGAUGAUACACCAUCAAUUUGCCGACAAUCAGUUAUUGAACUUUGCAGACUCAGAACUUGUGAAGAAUGAGGAAUUAGUGUGGACAAAUUGUGGGAUUCUAAAUAAAACAGCGUGUAGUGUUGUUGAUGAUCAAGGUGUAUGGCAAAUCUUUGGACAUGACGAAAAACCGCCUGAGGGAAAAGUAGUUCAACAUAUCAAACUCUUAUGUUCCAAUCUUACAACAGAUCAAACCGUAAAGUUGGAUGAAAAUCAAGAAAUUGACCAUAAGUUGCGUUCUGUCUUUCAAACAAUUUAUUCAUACUUGGAAAGUUCAAGUAAUGGCAUAAUAGAGUUGCUCAGAGACACUUCAUUCAUACAUAUCAUUGAGAGAAAAGCAUUUGCUACACCAAAUAAAGUGGUUAUAAACAUGGAAGACAAUUAUGAGAUCCCUCCAUAUCUCUAUAAAGCUUCGACAUAUUUUGGACAGUUUCACUCGGUUUUUCAAAAAUUUGGAUCUGCAGAAAAACUGUACAGCAAUCAUUGUGCAGAUGUUCUGGGAGCAAUUUUUAAGGAAACAGAAGGUGAUAUCACUGACCCAAAUGAAAGGAAAAACACGAUCAAAGCUGUUGAGAUUCUUUUUGAGAAACUGAAGCAGGAGGCUUCUGAUGUCCAGUUGAAGUCACAAAUUUAUUUUCCAAGCCGCGAGCAUAAACUUAUGCCCAGCACAGAUCUUGUUGUUGUUGAUGAUCGAGUUUUAGAAAAACGAGUUAAUAAAGGGAAGCCUGAAUUGAACUAUUUCAUUGGAUUCAAUGAAUUGAAAAUGGAAAGUGUGCGUGAUCCAGUGAAAACAAUUUGCCUCAUUCCUGUUGAAUACAGGCCCAAAUUAUUAACAAAAAUUGUAACAGAGGAAAUAUCAGUGGAAUGCAAAAGUCAGAAAUGUAGAGGUGAUAAGGCGAAAUAUUUGCAAAACUUUUUGUGCUGUGAAGAAUUUGUUAGAGCUGCUAUUCGCUUGGUGCGACAUGAACGAUAUAAAGAAGACAAAACAUGUGGAGCUGAGGAGGAAAAUCACAUCAGAGAAGCAUUAUCAAAGUUGAGAAUCUUUGAGGUGGACAAUUUAACAACCGUAUUGAAAUUGAAUUCGGAAAUAAUAAAAAACACAGAAAUGAAGCGGAUUCUUUCCUAUGUUAGUGAUGAGGAGAACCCAGACAUGCUAUACAUUUAUCUGAAUUCGGAGAAGCGAUUAGAAAAUACCAAGUGGAUUGAGUCCAUUGCAGAUGAGCUGACUCGUGUCAUUAAUAUUGUAUUGAAAAGUGAAUUGAAUGAAAGUUGUUUACAUCUUGCUCACAUCCUUCGUUUCAUCGAAAAUCCGACAUCCAUUGAAUCAUACCUAGAUAGCAAGCAAAUAAUUUCAGUUGAAGACACAUUUCCAAAUAGUGUACCUUUUAUUCCAGAAUUGGGAUCAGAAAUUCCAGUCAGUUUACAUCACUUACUGCAGAAUUCAUUUGAAUCACUGGAAAGAAAUGAGUAUGUUGGAUAUGAACAGUUUGAUCUAUUGGUUGACGGUGACUCUGAUCCAGAAAAUUCCAUUCCAGUUUUUUUGUUUGCACAAGUGGAAGUUGACGAAACAAAGGAAACAAAAAAUGUGUGGAAUAAAAGGUUUAAAAUCAAUAUUGGCUCAGAAAAUCCGGUUACUGUCAGUGCAACCCGAAUAUAUAAGUUUGUCAGAAAGCCCAAGAGAAGUGAACGUCUCGAAAUUGUAGUUUAUGCUCAAAGUACAUCUAAUGAAUGCAGCCAUCCACCCAGGAGUGAAAGAGGAAGAAAUCUAAAAGAAGAGAAGGGACUUAUUAAAAAUAUUAUGAAAGAUUCUGUCGAUAAACCUCAUAAUGAGCAGAAGAGAAUAUGGAAGCGACUACUCCUACAAUACCACCCAGACAAACAUAUGGAAAACAAAGAAUUUUACACGAAACUUACGCAGUACAUCAAUAGUUUAAUUCAAAGAAUUAAUGACGGUCGUACAUUGAACUACGACAGUGAUGACGAUGUUGAUGGAGGAUCUGGAUUUAGGAGACCUCAUAAACACUAUCAUCCGUUCCGUCCCCCACCAAGACACGGAUUUAACUUCUCGUCGUUUUAUGAACAUUGCUUCAAUCGUGGAAAAUCGUAUGCUGAAGAGGAGAGUUCCUACACACCUCCACCAGAAGACCAAGGAUAUUUUCGAGAAUUUCGAAGACGUGGUACCCAACCUGGUCAAGCUGAUAGGUGGUAUCGCCAGGCGAAAUACGACCUCGCAGCUACACAGUGUUGUGAAGGCCUUGAUAAUGCUCACAAUUGGAUAUGCUUUAAAUGCCACCAGGCUGUUGAGAAAGCAUUAAAGGCUCUACUAUACCAGAAGGAUGCAGAUUUAGUCAUGCGUACGCACAAUCUGUUGAUGUUGGCAUCAAGGUUCGGCAAUAGUGUGCUUACAUCUCUUGUACAGAAAUUUGAGGAAAUAACGGGAUCCUAUGAAGCCAUGAGAUACCCAGAUGUGACACAGGGGUCAAUUCCAUCAGACAUCUACACAAAAGAACAAGCCUCUAGAGCUUAUACAAUUGCAGAAGAAGUUUUAGUGUUUGUCAAAGAAGAACUUGAAACGUUAAGACGUUCUAGUUGAGAAGCAAUAAAAGUGAAUCAAAAUUACAGCAUAUUGAUGGACAUAAAAAUGUGUUAAUAUUACUGUAUAUUACUGUAAUGUCACAAAAUCUUAUUACUUUAAACUUAAUUGCGUUGCAUAUAUAUAUAGAUUGUUUUAAAGCUAUUUGUUUAUAUUCUCAUUUACUCAUAAAUUCUCAAUCAAUACCCUCAUAAGUCCCCAAUAUAUGGCUGAUAAAUUGCAAAAUGGGCAUAAAAACGACAUACAAUCAUUUAUCAUUAUAAUAUGUCAUCAAUGUGGCUGUUUGAGAAAAAUCUGUUUAAAAGGAAUUUUGAAUGGUGUUUAUUUUAAUUUAUGUACUUUUUUUCCCCAAUACUGUAAAUAUUUAUACAUUGUACAUAUGAGUUCAGGAAUAUCAUUUUAUGCCCCCGUAAUCGGAGAGUCAGGGGCACAUAGGUUUUGGUAUGUUUGUCCACAAAUGUUUUUAAACCUUGGCCGUAACUUUUGAAGGUUAGUGAUAGGACUUUCAUAUUUCAUAUGUGUAUUCCUUGAACAAGACCUUUCUUUUGGUACCAGAAUUGCUUUGAUGUCAUACUGAGGCCUCAGUGUUUCACAAACACAUCUUGAUUUUUAGAAAUAGAUGUGAGUGAUGAAAGUGGCAUAGUUUACAUGGUGAUAUUUGUAUUUCAAAUACACUUUAAAUGUGGACUUGAUAUUGCAAAGUUUUUUCCCUGUACAUAUGUAAGCUAUGUGUUUAAUUCAUACAUGUACUACUGUUUUUGAUUUAUACACGUACUGUUUUUCAAAUUCAUACAUGUACUAUGCUUACGUAGGCUUGCCGAGUAAAAUGUGAAGGAAUGGUUUAUUGAUUUUUCUACUCCAUACAUGGGAAUCAUGAACAAAUGGAGACAGCUAACAGGAGAUUGUCUCUUUUUGGAUGUCACAAACAUCCCACUCCUUAAAAUUUUGGAUUCGGUGACCAGGCCUGGAGGUUAUAAAACUGUUUUGAGCACGUUUUCGUACUCGAACUCCAACUUGCUUUAAAUCGUACUCAUAUUCAAAAGUGAAGGUCAUAAAACUUCUAUAAAAUCAUUUUUACACUCAAAUGGAGUACACGAUUAAGAUUUUUUGAGUAUGUUUCGAAGCUUGUUCAGACUUGUACUCAAAACAAAUAUGGAUGAGUAUGAGUGUGGUAAAAGUUUUAUAACCUCCAAUUUUCUCCUUUAGAUUUUAUGAUAUAUUCUGAAACCGUUUUGAAUAAAUCUUUUUGUUAGCAACAUAUACAUGUAGUUUACAAAAAUGUAUUUGAUUUAGGGCACCAGUAUAAUACAGCGUAGUGUCAUAAAUGAGUCAACGUUCAUGCUUUUUGUUAUAUAUUUCAUUGAAGCAAUGCCUUUUGUUGUUAAACUCGUUAUGAAGUAAUUUUUUGUGUAAUCAUUAUGGAAUCAAAGCAUUGAACCCCAUCUUAACUCUCGUUGAGAAUAAACAUGUUUUAAAUCUCUGUGAAAAUGUUUUUUAAUGUAUAUAUAUAUAUAGUUACAAACUGUAGUUUGUUAUAGAAAUAGAAGCACUACUCAACAUUUAUAAUGCAGUGAUUAUGCUAAAAAAUAAUGUUUCAUGCAUGAUUUAUAUGUGUAUACUUACAUGUCGACCGGUCGACAGGGGAUGCUUACUCCUCCUAGGCACCUGAUUCCACCUCUGGUGUGUCCAGGGGUCCGUGUUUGCCCAACUAUCUACUUUGUAUUGCUUGUAGGAGUUAUGAGAUUGAUCACUGUUCGUUAUCGUCACCUUUUAUAUAAUCAUUUAGAAUAGACUUUGUGUGAUCAAUGUUGCAAUUGCCUAAAAUAAAAAUUCCAUAUAGAGUUUGAAAACCGAUCACAUUCAUGUACAUAAAGACAUGUCAAGAAAUUGUAGUGGGAAAAAAAAUUGUCAAAAUUUGUUGAGUGCUCGAGUUUUUUGGCAUUGGCAUAACACAGAUUUGUUCAAUUUAAGAAAGUAAGAAUUGUCAAUAUUGCGUCAUGAAUGCCAUAGCAGAAAGUGCCUCUAGGUAAUAUAUUUCUCCGUAUGUAAUCCGUUGGUUGUAUUUUGUUUUUAAAAAGACACUGAUAAAUGAUGUACUUAUGAUAUAUGAUGUACUUAUGAUAUAUGAUGUGCUUAUGAUAUAUGAUGUAGUUAUGAUAUAUGAUGUGCUUAUGAUAUAUGCUACACUUAAGAUAUAUGAUGUACUUGUGAUAUGUGAUGUAGUUAUGAUAUAUGAUGUACUUAUGAUAUAUGAUGUACUUAUGAUAUACAUGUAUGAUAUACUUAUGAUAUAUGCUGCACUUAUGAUAUAUGCUGCACUUAUGAUAUAUGAUGUAGUUAUGAUAUAUGAUGCACUUAUGAUAUAUGAUGUACUUAUGAUAUAUGAUGUAGUUAUGAUAUAUGCUGCACUUAAGAUAUAUGAUGUAGUUAUGAUAUAUGAUGUGCUUAUGAUAUAUGCUGCACUUAUGAUAUAUGAUGUAGUUAUGAUAUAUGAUGUGCAGUGCGAAAUGUAUAUCAGAUGUUACAAAGUAAAACGGGAUGUGUUGUGUAGAUUCUGCUACAGUAAUAUUUUUUAAGAAAUAGUGUUAGCGCUUCAUGAAAAGUAUACCGGCGUGAAGCCUUGUAGUUUAUGCCCUCAUGUAUUUUUAAAAAUGAAAAUUAUAUACUAUAUUCUUUCAUUUCUGUCCCAAUUCCCAGCCAUUAGAAUAGACGCACUAUGUAAUACUUGAUAUUCAUGUGCUCAUUGUUCACAACUACAUCAUAUUUAUGAGGAAAUGGCUAUCCUUACAAUUGGUAGCAACAGCGUUUGAUUUGUAAAUAUCAUGAGUUAGGUGCAUUGAUACGAUCUUCCUAUUAAGGAUGCACCACCAGAAAUGCAGAAAUGCAAAUACUGUAUAUUCGUGUUAGACAUAAAGUCUGAAGAUUGUUUUUGGAUAUGCACUCGAGGAUGAUUUAUUUUUCUUUUUUCUUUAAAGGUUAGAAAUUAUCAUUCCACAUUAACGUAUUGUCGUUAGACUUGUAUUAAGGAGCAGAAGUAAAUUCCUUUAAUCAUUACCCGAGGGUUUAAAAACCCCAAUUUUCAAUGAAACAUAUUUGCAUACAUGUAUUUGUAUUGUUUUUAUUUUCUAAUGAUAAAAUUACAUUGUUAUGUUUAUACAACAAACACUUUUUGCUUCAAUAAAUAACAGAUAAUUUAA
Molecule: messenger RNA, 16440 nt
Organism: Ostrea edulis (European flat oyster)
Lineage: Eukaryota; Metazoa; Mollusca; Bivalvia; Ostreida; Ostreidae
Product: sacsin-like
Exons: 9
Coding region: 197-13243 (4348 amino acids)
Molecular function (GO): Hsp70 protein binding
Source: RefSeq, a predicted model, not a curated record